GGCAUGUCGGCCGAGGCCUCGCGCCCGGCGGCGGCCGAGGCCCUGUCCCUGGAAGCCCCGAAGCCCUGGGGACUCGAGCCCGGCUCCGCCGCCGAUGGUCUCAAGCCGCAGACCCCGAACAGCAAGUACGUGAAGCUGAACGUGGGUGGCUCGCUGCACUACACGACGCUGCGCACCCUCACCGGGCAGGACACCAUGCUCAAGGCCAUGUUCAGCGGCCGCGCGGAGGUACUCACGGACGCCGGAGGUUGGGUGCUGAUUGACCGGAGUGGCCGCCACUUUGGUACAAUCCUCAACUACCUUCGGGAUGGGUCCGUGCCACUGCCUGAGAGUACCAGAGAACUGGGGGAGCUACUCGGCGAAGCACGCUACUAUCUGGUACAGGGCCUGAUUGAGGACUGCCAGCUGGCACUACAGCAAAAAAGGGAGAACCUGUCCCCGCUGUGCCUCAUCCCCAUGGUGACAUCUCCCCAGGAGGAGCAGCAGCUCCUGGCCAGCACCUCCAAGCCCGUGGUGAAGCUCCUGCACAACCGCAGUAACAACAAGUACUCCUACACGAGCACUUCAGAUGACAACCUACUUAAGAACAUCGAGCUGUUUGACAAACUGGCCCUGCGCUUCCACGGGCGGCUGCUCUUCCUCAAGGAUGUCCUGGGGGACGAGAUCUGCUGCUGGUCUUUCUACGGGCAGGGCCGCAAAAUCGCCGAGGUGUGCUGCACCUCCAUUGUCUAUGCCACGGAGAAGAAGCAGACCAAGGUGGAAUUCCCAGAGGCCCGGAUCUUUGAGGAGACCCUGAACAUCCUGAUCUACGAGACUCCCAGGGGCCCAGACCCAGCCCUCCUGGAGGCCACAGGGGGUGUAGCUGGAGGUGGUGGGGCGGGCCGAGGGGAGGAUGAGGAGAACCGAGAGCACCGUGUCCGCAGGAUCCAUGUCCGGCGCCACAUCACCCAUGACGAGCGUCCUCAUGGCCAACAAAUUGUCUUCAAGGACUGAUCUUGACCUUUCUCCUUGUUUUCCGCCUGCCACUGGGGCCCAGUCCCUCUUUCUUUUCCUCCCCUUCCCACACCUUCACCCCGGCUUUGCUGGCCAAGCCGUGGGUCUCCCUUCUGUCCCUUUACUGCAUGGUACAGUUCACUUUGGCCCUUUUCCAUUCAUUCUCAUAUCAUUGCUAAUAACAUGGUACAUUCCAGCCCCUUCCCUCAGAUCCCUUCAGAAGGCCUAUAUUCAUUCCCUCAUCACCACCCUUGCUCUGCUGUUUUCCCUUGUCAGCUGGUUUAAAAUGAUUUAGAAUUACCUUUCUCUUUUUUUAGUACAUUGUACAUGCCAAAGUGUCAAGGCAGCCCCUUAAUAAUACCCUCCACAUUCUGAGCUGCCUCCCAACCAUUGUUCAGGGUAUUGUUCCUCCCUCUUUCCCUUACCAUUCUCCCUACCCCCUUAACUUUGUAUUAGGCUGGCCUCGGCCUGCACCAGCUCAGCUAUCUUCUCAGUCUGUUUCAUAUUAUUUAUUAUUUUAAUUUUCUAUUAAAUUAUUGGAAUAAAGUUGAAUUGAGGAUCUG
Miniopterus natalensis is the source of this 1556-nucleotide messenger RNA. RefSeq names its product potassium channel tetramerization domain containing 13 (gene KCTD13). The record is from RefSeq and is a predicted model, not a curated record. Lineage: Eukaryota; Metazoa; Chordata; Mammalia; Chiroptera; Miniopteridae. Gene Ontology annotation, cellular component: Cul3-RING ubiquitin ligase complex. Gene Ontology annotation, molecular function: ubiquitin-protein transferase activity; protein binding. Gene Ontology annotation, biological process: negative regulation of Rho protein signal transduction; protein ubiquitination; proteasome-mediated ubiquitin-dependent protein catabolic process.